This is a messenger RNA of Coccomyxa subellipsoidea C-169, 1278 nucleotides long. Its product is annotated as Fumarylacetoacetase. Gene Ontology annotation, molecular function: fumarylacetoacetase activity. Gene Ontology annotation, biological process: L-tyrosine catabolic process; L-phenylalanine catabolic process; homogentisate catabolic process. The coding region runs from base 1 to 1278 and encodes 425 amino acids. NCBI's taxonomy places the organism in Eukaryota, Viridiplantae, Chlorophyta, Trebouxiophyceae, Coccomyxaceae. The transcript has 10 exons. The record is from RefSeq and is a predicted model, not a curated record.
AUGAUACCAUUUAGAGUCAACAAGUCUUUCGUGCCCUACGAGUCCACUAGUUGUUUCCCCAUUCAGAACUUGCCUUAUGGGGUGUUCUCAAAGCGAGGAUCGGACGAAAAGAGAAUUGGUGUAGCCAUCGGAUCGCAGAUCCUAGACCUCAGUGAAAUAUCGAGAGCAGGGCUUUUCUCCGAACCCAUCAACAGGGCAUUUCAGAAGGAUACUCUCAACGAUUUCAUGGCUCUCGGCAGGCCGAUCUGGCAGGAAACCAGAGCUGCACUGAUUGAAUUGCUAAGUGCUGAUGUUCCGACCUUGAGAGACAACCGAAAUAUGCGGGAUGCAGCAUUUGUUCAGCAGGCCGAUGUCAACAUGCAUCUUCCAGCCUCAAUUGGAGACUACACCGAUUUCUAUCUCUCCCGAGAGCAUGCAACAAACUGUGGCACCAUGCUGCGAGGCGCCCAGAACGCUCUCAGCCCAAACUGGCUGAGCCUUCCAGUGGCAUACCAUGGCCGCAGUUCAUCUAUAGUUGUGUCAGGCACACCUGUGCGACGCCCUCGUGGGCAGGUGCUGACAGAUGUGAAGGACAGCAGGAGUGCGGCUUUGAUGCCUUGCAACGUCCUAGACUUUGAGCUGGAAAUGGCUGCCUUUGUGGGCACCGGUAAUCAGCUUGGGGAGUCCAUCAGCAUUGAGGAGGCCGAGGACAGCAUUUUCGGCCUUGUCUUGCUGAAUGACUGGAGCGCAAGGGACAUCCAGAAGUGGGAAAUGGCACCGCUUGGUCCCUUCAAUAGCAAGAAUUGGGCCUCAAGCAUUUCCCCUUGGAUUGUCACUCUGGAUGCGCUGCGUCCAUUCAGUUGUCCAGCGCCAGAUCAGGACCCUCCAGUGCUGCCCUAUCUGCAAGCGGGUGAUCGGCACAGCUAUGACAUACACCUGGAUGUGGAGAUCGUGCCGCCAGAAUUCACUGGCAGGACAGUUGUGACGCAGUCAAACUUCAAGCACCUGUACUGGACACUGCCCCAGAUGGUUGCGCACCACACGGUCGGGGGAUGCAACCUGCGGCCGGGAGAUCUGGUUGGGACUGGCACAAUAUCCUGCAACACUGAAGAUGGGCAAGGCCUGGGAUGUCUGCUGGAGAAGACAUGGAACGGAUCAAAGAGUGUUGAGUUGAGUAAUGGAGAGGAGAGGAAGUACCUACUGGAUGGAGACACUGUCAUUUUGAGGGGUUACUGUCAAGGUGAUGGAUAUCGGGUUGGAUUUGGUGAGUGUUCAGGAACAGUGCUGCCUUGUUUGUGA